Fomitiporia mediterranea MF3/22 is the source of this 573-nucleotide messenger RNA. RefSeq names its product Sedlin. The record is from RefSeq and is a predicted model, not a curated record. Gene Ontology annotation, cellular component: TRAPP complex; cytoplasm; nucleus. The coding region runs from base 1 to 507 and encodes 168 amino acids. The transcript is spliced from 3 exons. Gene Ontology annotation, biological process: endoplasmic reticulum to Golgi vesicle-mediated transport. Lineage: Eukaryota; Fungi; Basidiomycota; Agaricomycetes; Hymenochaetales; Hymenochaetaceae.
AUGGCACCUCAGUUACAGUUGCAUGCUGUCGCGUUCGUUUCUCCACAAAAUCAUCCAAUCCUGAUACGUUCCUUCUCGCAUCGCAAGCAGGAUGACUUGAAAUACCAAUACAUCGCACAUACGAGCCUUGAUGUCAUCGAAGAGCGAACUGGUUCUAAUAGCAAGUCGAAUGAGUGCUACUUAGGGCUGCUCUAUACGUUGCAGGAUGUUGCUGUUUACGGCUAUGUUACGCCGCUCAAAGUCAAGAUUAUCCUCUCCUUAGGGCUUACUGAUUCCGUCGUGAGGGACGCGGAUAUUACCAUGAUUUUCCGUGCGAUGCAUAUGGCAUACUUCCAGUCUCUCGCAAAUCCUUUUUUGCGCCUCGACGCGCCAUUCGACUCGACAACAGAUCAUACUGCACCACUUACACAAGGAUUAAAACGCUGGAAGGGAUUCAAGAGGCGAGUAGAUGACGUGGGACGUGCAGUCGGUGCUAAUGUACCCCCGGAUGAUGAUGAAACUUCUUGAAAACCUCCAUCAGUUUGUGUGAUGUACAGUCCAGGCUUCUCUAAAGUGUAUGGUUCAUUUGGUGGC